ACCCUAAGCCCGGGAUUGGAUAGGGCAAACGGGUGCAGAACUUUGAAAGAAGUUUACAGACUGAGAAGAGGAGGUUAUAAUGGGAGGUCCACUGUGCCGAUGCUAUGGGAUGCGGAGAGGAAGGAGGUGAUUUGCAAUGAAAGUUCUGAUAUAAUCGAAUUGUUCAAUUCGGGCCUAAACGGGUUGGCUGAGAAUCCGGGUUUGGAUCUCUCACCGCCAUUGUUGAAGGGAAAGAUUAAAGAAUGGAACAGCAUUAUAUAUCCCAAUGUCAACAAUGGAGUUUAUAGAUGUGGAUUUGCACAGAGUCAAGAAGCAUAUGACAAAGCUGUCAAUGAGCUAUUUUCAACUCUCGACGUGUUAAACGAUCAUUUGGGCCGUUGGCGAUUCUUGUGUGGCGAAAGCUUGACUCUGGCUGACGUUUGCUUGUUUACAACCUUGAUUCGGUUUGAUCUGGUGUAUAAUGUUCUGUUUAAAUGCACAAAGAAGAAACUGCUUGAGUAUGCAAAUCUUCAUGGCUAUAUGCGAGACAUUUAUCAGAUUCCAAAGGUUGCAGCAACUUGUAACUUUACAGCAAUAAUGGAUGGCUACUACAAAACAUUGUUUCCACUAAAUCCAGGAAAUAUUCGACCAACCAUGCCUACCAGUUGCUAUCAUGAAGCACUAUCAGUACCAUCCAAAAGGUAGUCACUGCCAUUAAUAGACAGCAGCAAGCAGGUUUCAGUUUGA
Momordica charantia (bitter melon) is the source of this 726-nucleotide messenger RNA. RefSeq names its product Glutathione S-transferase family protein. Gene Ontology annotation, molecular function: glutathione transferase activity. Gene Ontology annotation, cellular component: cytoplasm. Lineage: Eukaryota; Viridiplantae; Streptophyta; Magnoliopsida; Cucurbitales; Cucurbitaceae. The record is from RefSeq and is a predicted model, not a curated record.